AUGAGAGUUACGCUUCCUUGCUCUGUGGCCUCUCUAGGCCUGGCCAGCCUCACUGUUGCGUUGGCGACGCCCAAGAGCUACUCUGUCGACAGGACCUAUAGCCUUAUGUCUGACUUGGGAACGAACUUCACGGUUUAUGAGCACGCGGCGACAAGCUCCAGAACGAGAUACGUCCAGGACUCGGGAAUCUGCGAGACGACCAAGGGCGUCAAGCAAUACUCUGGUUAUUUCGACGUCGGUACCGACCAAAACAUGUUCUUCUGGUUCUUCGAAGCUCGCAAAGAUGCGAAUACGGCCCCCGUCGCUCUGUGGCUGAACGGUGGUCCGGGCUGCAGCUCCAUGCUCGGCCUUUUCCAAGAAAACGGGCCAUGCACCUUCAACAAGGCCCCCGGCGCAGAUCCCAUUCUGAACCCCAACUCAUGGAACAAUGUCGCCAACAUGCUCUAUGUGGAUCAGCCAAUCGGAGCCGGUUUCAGCUACGGCACGAGUGAUACAGAUAGCACCGUCAAGGCCGCGCCAAAAGUCUGGGCGUUGAUGCAAUCUUUCUACAGCAAAUUUCCGGAUUACAAGGGCCGUGAGUUCGGUUUGUUCACCGAGUCGUACGGCGGCCACUACGGCCCGGAGUUCAUCGAUCACUUCCAGGCUCAGAAUGAUGCUAUCGACAAGGGCACCGUCAAGGGCGAGAAGAUCAAGAUUGUCGCUCUCGGUAUCGGAAACGGUUGGAUCGACCCAGUUGUCCAAUACAAGGAUUACCUGGAGUACGCGGUGAACAACACAUACAACAAGAUCAUCGACCAGCCCAAGUUUGAUGAGCUCACUAAGGCCUAUGAGAAGGAUUGCAAGCCUGCGAUGGAGAAGUGCACUGGUCUUGAGGGACAGAACGAAGCUUGCGUGGCCGCUGAAAAUGCGUGCUACGCAGCCGUUGAGGCACCCAUCGAAGCGGCCAAGACUUUUAACGUUUAUGAUGUCAGAGCCGCGGACGACAAAUUCCCUCCUGGAACUUAUCAGGCAUACAUCAAAAAGCCUGAGGUCAUGAAGGCGAUCGGCGCCAAGUCCGAGUAUCAAGAGUGCCCUCAAGCACCGUACGACAAGUUUACUUCGACUGGUGACGGUAAGUGUACUUGCCGCGACCUAAACUUCAUCUGCAACUACAUUGGCAACUACAACGCAGCUAAGAAGAUCGGUGGUGAGGAGUUUGAGAAGGCAGAGAUGAAAGAUUUCACCAUGAACGGCAAGAAGAUGGGAGAAUACAAGAACAUCAAGAAUUUGAGUUGGCUAAGGGUUCAUGAGGCGGGUCAUGAAGUGCCUGCUUACCAACCAGAGGUUGCCCUGGAAGCCUUCAAACAGACUAUGGCGAAGAAGGGUAUUUCUUCGCCGUGA
Colletotrichum scovillei is the source of this 1380-nucleotide messenger RNA. Its product is annotated as serine carboxypeptidase. The transcript is spliced from 5 exons. Gene Ontology annotation, biological process: proteolysis. Lineage: Eukaryota; Fungi; Ascomycota; Sordariomycetes; Glomerellales; Glomerellaceae. The record is from RefSeq and is a predicted model, not a curated record. Gene Ontology annotation, molecular function: serine-type carboxypeptidase activity. Gene Ontology annotation, cellular component: fungal-type vacuole. Bases 1 to 1380 code for a protein of 459 amino acids.